Messenger RNA from Cyprinodon tularosa, 680 nucleotides. Its product is annotated as E3 SUMO-protein ligase ZBED1-like. The transcript has 2 exons. The record is from RefSeq and is a predicted model, not a curated record. Gene Ontology annotation, molecular function: protein dimerization activity. NCBI's taxonomy places the organism in Eukaryota, Metazoa, Chordata, Actinopteri, Cyprinodontiformes, Cyprinodontidae. The coding region runs from base 99 to 680 and encodes 193 amino acids.
GCUGCUCUGAUGCAUUAGCAUCAGAUGUGAUCCCUGCUGUGACUGUGCUUCUCAGAAUCCUGAACAGAGAAACUGAUGAUGAUCAGGGUAUCAAAACAAUGAAGUCGACCUUAGCUGCAGCUGUGAAGAGGCGCUUCACUGACAUGGAGAAGAUCCCCCUCUACUGCAUUGCAACUCUACUGGAUCCAAGGUACAAAGAUCGUUUUUUCUCAAACGUCAACACUGCCAUGGAUGCCAAAGAAAUGCUGAAGGUGGAGUUGCAGAGUGUGAAUACAGGAGAGCCAAAGGAGAAUCUUGAAGAGCCACCCGCCAGAAGGCUUCGUAUGACACAAGCUAGCAGCAGUCUGGACAGAGUUUUUGAGGAGAUAACGGAAGAACAACAGUCAUCUUCAACAAGCCAUGCCACCCCAGUGGGUGCUGCCAUUCAGUUAGAGACCUACCUUGGAGAGACUACAAUUGCUCGAGAAGAAAACCCACUGCAGUUCUGGGGUGUUAAUAAAAUUCGGUUUCCUGCUUUGGCUAAAAUGUCCCAGAGGUACCUCUCAGCUCCAUGUACCAGUGUAGAAAGUGAGAGACUUUUUAGCUCAGUUUCACACAUCAUAAAUGAAGAAAGAAACAGAUUAAAUGCAGAGAUGUUGCUUUUCAUCAAGAAAAACAUGCCCCUCACUUUCUUAAAAUAG